AUGGUGAUUAUAAAUGGGUAUAUGCUCAGGAUUAUAUAUCUUAAUUACUAAUUAUUAAUAAGAAAAUAAUAUUUUAUACCUAAGAACCUUCAAAAAGUUCCAUUGAUAAUGUUGUUUUUCAACUUAAGUAUCUUAGAAAAGUGCUUAGACUAGAAAUACUAAUUAAAAACUCUAAGAACUUUUCUAACAAGUGUUGUUGAUAAUGUUGCUCUAACGUUCGCAUUACGGCAUAUGCUACUAUAUACCUCAGUUUUACGUUGAAUCCAUUUUUUAUUUCAAUGAUCGAUUAAGAACGAUCUUUAAAAAUAGUUAUUAACUUGUGGUUCGCAUCCUUUUGCUUUAAAUUGAUGAUUUCAUUUUAGAUUAUCAAAGCUCGAGAAGAUAAUCAAUGUUUCUGUUCUCUACAGAUUUUUCGGAGACAUGAUUGUCUGAACGUAACAUAGAUUUUGAUUAACAGAUACAUAGACUCUUUGAAGCUAAUAGAGACUCAUCUAUUUACAAAAAAAUGCCGUGUUUGGAUACGCAAGAUUGGAGUUUAACUGAUCUCAUAGGCGCAUUUCUGAAUCUCACCAUAGCUUAUUUGCUUCUCUGCACAUCUCUUUUUAUACACGUUGUCUUGAGAUCUAUAGGGCUUCUAGGUUUCUCUCUUCCAAGAUUCCACAACGGACGUUUCGGUGAUCCAAACAUGUGCAUUGAAGGGAAUCUGGUGGCUUGUGCAUCAGAGAAAAUCUCAUCCGUAGAUAGAUUGAUCAAAAGCAAGAUCCCUUUUGGUUCCAUUACUAGUGAUGAUGAUGAUUCGAAACGGUUUGUUGAAAUGAAGCUGGUGAGAAAGAACAGUGGUGAUGUAAGUAAUGCUAGGGUUAAGGAUGAAACAGAGGAAGAUGCAUCAAGAGAUGAACAGGGAGUGAAAGGUAAGCGUUUUGUUACCCGAAGACCAAGAAAAGGUCUUAAGAACCCUAGGAGAUGCCGUGUGGAUUACGGAAGUCUUGGAUCCGUUUCUUCACUAGAAGCCUUCGAUGAAACCGUAAAACAUCCUUUGAUGCAGCCUUAUGAUCAUGCCUUUAUCAGAGCUAAAGAGGAAAGGUGUUCCAACGAUGAUGACUGCAAAGAUGAUGUAAAGAAAGAAGAGAGGAUUAGCCCGUCUCAUUGGCCGGAACUUGAAAAAACUGUAUCACUUAAUUCGUCAGCAAGUCUAUGUUUUGUAAGAAAUGUAGAGGAAAAAUCUAUUAAUGAGUUAGAGGAAGCAUUGAAAAAAGAGCGAGCUGCUCGAGCAGCGGUUUGUGUUGAGCUAGAUAAAGAGAGAAGCGCAGCAGCAUCAGCAGCCGAUGAAGCCAUGGCGAUGAUACACAGGCUGCAAGACGAGAAGGCAGCCAUAGAAAUGGAAGCCAUGCAGUUCCAGAGAAUGGUCGAAGAGAAAUCUACGUUUGAUGCUGAAGAGAUGGUCAUACUCAAAGACAUUUUGAUACGUCGUGAGAGGGAAAAACAUUUCUUGGAGAAAGAAGUCGAAGCUUAUAGAGAUCUACUCGUUGAGGCAGAGGAAUCUGAAUGUUCUUUACCAAAAGAGAACCAAAAACAAGAACCACCUCAAGAGCGAAGAGCUUUGCUUGUUCAAGAACAUGAUGGAACGGUUCUUGACAUGCAUUAUAGGGAAGAUAAGAACAGAUAUUUGUAUACGUCGGAUUCAGAAGUUGCGUAUUCACGUGUGCGUGACGUUUACAUGGUGAAGGAAGAAAAAGAGAACGUGGAGAAAAAGAAGACUUUAGAAGAAUCUUCUGCUAGCAAUGGUAUCAUUGUCUCGGGGAUAGCUAGAAAGCUUCCUCCACUGUGUCGACCACGCAAACAGUCGCUAAGCUCUUCGGGUUCAAGGAGGAAGUCGAUGUCUGCGGUUGAUUAUGAGAGGUUAAAGAUUGAGAAUGAAGUGGAGCUGUUGAGAGAAAGAUUAAAAGCUGUUCAAGAGGAAAGAAAAGAGCUUACAAGGCGAGCAUCUUUGCCUCCUUUAUCAUCAAAGGUGAGUCGUCAAAAGAAGUUUCCAAAACUAUAUGUUCUAAUUAUUCAUGUGUAAUAUCUUUUUACUGAUACUUUUGUUGUUUUGCGUGUCUUUUAGGUUAGGGUUACGUCAAAGAAUCGAGGUUUGAGAAGAUCGUCCAUGGACCUUCACUCUUCUUGAAGCAUUUUUGAGAUAUGUUGUGUGUGUAUAGUUCUGAUGAUUAUGUGUUUGUAUAUCACUUUUAUGGUUAUACUGUAAUACCAUCUAAAUCAUAGUUUUUGUUGCUUUAUGCUAUUACCAUCUUUUCAACUUUUUUCAUGUAAGACAAAUCUUUUGAAUAUUUAGAAGUGAAUAUCUUUACACAGAACUAAUAGUGCAAAACGAUUUUACUUUUUUCUAGCAUUUAACACUUUAUACUCAAAAAAAAUUACAUGAUAUUUUACUAGUAAGAUCUAUAUUGAAAAAAUGUAUAUAUUAUAAAUAUUUUAUACUAAAAAUCCUAAGAUUUUUUCUCACUUUUCCUUACAAAGCUGUGCAUAUCAAUCCCAUUAGUUAAGAUUAUAUCUCAUUUUUAUUUUCCAUUUAUCAUUUUCUAUUUCAUCCCUCAAACUUUGAAUACAAAUAUAUUUAAAAUGCAUCUGAGGAGACUUUCUUGUUAUUAUCACCUUUUUGAAUUAUUAAGUUCCUAUCUUAAUUUGAUUUGAUUAGAUUAGAUAUGCCCAAGUAAUUUGACUGUGUUACCAUUCUUAGCUAUAUAUGGUUGAAUUUGAUCAAAUAGUACACAAAAUAAUGAAAUGUGCCAAGUCAAAUUUUUAAUAUCUAAAAUAAGUAUUUGUGGAAUCAUAUAUAUUUUAUUAAACCUUUUACAGAAAAUAAUACAAACUAUGAUAAGACCAUGAACACAAUACAAUAUCAACUUUUUAAUCACUGAACUAAAAACACGUAACUAAUUCAUAUAAUUACUAAAUAUUAUCUAUGAUUGGAAAACACAUAUAUACUGUACUUUCUUGUCUUCUAAUGUUGAUUGUACUAUAAAUAUUUUUAUGAAUGUAGUGGAGAAAAUAAAUUCAUCAUUAUUUUGGUCAUUAUUAAUUUAGAAAGAAUUUAUAUCCAUUUGUAAUUUUGUGUACAUUUUCUUAUUUGAUUUUUAACGUUCAAAUCAGUUAAUAAAUUUAUAGUUUAAUGAUUUCACACCACUCAAAAAUAACUGUUCAGAACAAAAUUUAACAAAUAAUACAAAUUAUUAUCGUUUUUUGUAAAAAUAGAUUACUUUUAGUUUGAAUAAAAGUCAGUCAUACUAUAUUUACCACAAAUACCAAAUUUAAUAUUUGAAAUCUGUUUUUGUGGUCAAUCUUCAAGAUCUAAAAUUUAAAUAAAAAUAGAAAAGUAAUUUUCCUUCCUGUAAAAUUUAUAUAAUUCUUCUCAAUCUUUUUUCCCCAUAUAUAGUGCAUUAUCAUUUCACAUUGCCCAAGUCUCUCUCACCCUAUGGUAAAUAUAUAAAUUUUGACCUAUUAUAUAGCCUCCCCAUCAGUUAUUCUCAUUUCUUCAUCUCUGGGUUCCUCACAA
Messenger RNA from Brassica napus (rape), 3553 nucleotides. RefSeq lists its product as uncharacterized. The record is from RefSeq and is a predicted model, not a curated record. Lineage: Eukaryota; Viridiplantae; Streptophyta; Magnoliopsida; Brassicales; Brassicaceae. The transcript has 2 exons. The coding region runs from base 506 to 2062 and encodes 518 amino acids.